AUGACGAGCAAAUCGCUCGACGUCGUCACGAAGCAGACCGGUGCCGACGCCCGCCUCGCCAGGUCCGCGUCGGCCGCCCCGCCCGUGCCGGACCUCGACGCCCUCAUCGCCCACGUCGAGGCGCACGGCUACGUCGUGAUCCCGCACGCCUUCGCCGCCGAGGAGGCGGACGAGGCCCACGCCGAGAUCCUCCGCCUCGCGUCUUCACCGGCCCGCGCCGGGCCCGCCGGGGCCGACGGCGGCCGCAACGAGUUCGAGGGCCUCCGGACGCGGCGCAUCUACGCGCUCCUCGACAAGUCGCCCGUCUUCCGCCGGUUCCCCCUGCACCCGGCCCUGCUCGCGCUGAACGACCACUUCCUGGGCCCGGGGUUCCUGCUGAACGCGUACCACAGCGUCUACAUCCAGCCCGGGGAGUCGCCCCAGGCGCUGCAUCACGACGACGGGUACGUCGGCAUCCCGAGACCCCAUCCCCCUUUCGGAACGGGCGUCAUGAUCGCGCUCGACGACUUCACUGCCACGAACGGCGCGACGGUCGUGAUCCCGGGCUCGCACGCCUGGGGCCCGGACACGGGCCACGCGAACGUGCCCCGCCGCGAGGACACGGUCCCGGUGGUCAUGCCCAAGGGCAGCGCCGUCUUCUUCCUCGGGACGCUGUGGCACGGCGGCGGGGAGAACACGUCGGCCCGCGAGAGGCGGGCGCUGACGGUGCAAUACUGCCGGUCCUGGGUGCGCCCGCUCGAGAACCAGAUCCUCUCCGUCGAGUGGGAGAAGCUGGGCGGCAUGCCGCGGCGGCUGGUGGAUCUGUUGGGGUACGGGGUCGGCUCGCCGUUCGUCGGAUACGCCGACGGCGUUCACCCAUGGAAGGUCGUGCAGAGGCGUCUGCAGGAGCGGCGGGAGCGCCACCACAGGUUGUGA
Colletotrichum higginsianum IMI 349063 is the source of this 915-nucleotide messenger RNA. Its product is annotated as Phytanoyl-CoA dioxygenase. Lineage: Eukaryota; Fungi; Ascomycota; Sordariomycetes; Glomerellales; Glomerellaceae. The record is from RefSeq and is a predicted model, not a curated record. The transcript is spliced from 2 exons. The coding region runs from base 1 to 915 and encodes 304 amino acids.